Talaromyces atroroseus is the source of this 885-nucleotide messenger RNA. RefSeq lists its product as hypothetical. The transcript has 6 exons. The record is from RefSeq and is a predicted model, not a curated record. The coding region runs from base 1 to 885 and encodes 294 amino acids. Lineage: Eukaryota; Fungi; Ascomycota; Eurotiomycetes; Eurotiales; Trichocomaceae.
AUGCCUGGUGGUUGGUCCCCAGAGACUGUGGAGAGAGCAAAGAAAGCUCGUCUUCCUGAGCGCAUCAAGUGCUCCGGAUGUCGAGUUCCUCUCCCGCAGUCUGCAUUUUCUGAGUCGCAACUUACCCGCUUGAGAAGCAAGAUCGCGAUGCAGGGGCAGAUAGCAAUCUCGCGACAUCUCAUCCGUUGUAAAAGUUGCACUGGAGCUGGCGUGCCAACUGAUAUUACUUGUGCUCGUUGCCGAAUUGCAAAGCCUCUUGACGCUUACACCAAAGCUCAGCGUCGGGACACCGAUAGAGCUACUUGCAAAAACUGCGUUUCGGAGCUUAUGACGUCGGAGACUUGGAAAGAUGUCGAGGAAAAUGAAAAUCUCGCCCAGGCUGCAGAUGUUACUGAUGCUGCUUCGUCUGUUAUGGAGAGUACUGUCGGUGGUGUGCCGUUGCCAUCGUCUACAGACACCGCCAGGAUGCCUUCAAGCGUCUCCCGGCGUUCCCUCAACACAUGCGCCGAAGACUACGAGUCUAUUGCUGGUGGCGUAUGGCUUGAAGAUGAUGAGCCAGCUGUAGUACCUAUCCCUGUGGAAUCCCACGCUCCAAGCCAAUCCGUCAAUUUCUCUGGCUGGAACGUUUCCAGCUCAACCUUUACUGAGGUUAGAAGAGAACGCCGAGUAUCUCCUAGCGAAAGUGUCAGCACGCGAGGCAGUAAGGGUUGGGCCAAGGUAAAGUCUCAUGACCCCCAUCGAAAUGCCCGUAUCAUGCGCAUUUCGGACCCGACGACCAAGCCGGUGAAUGAGGAGAGUAACGACUCCUCUCGCACGAUCUCUGGAACUACGCUUAAGAAGAAGGUCCGUGAGGAGAUGGGCGAAGCUUCUCAACAGUUUUCUUAA